Malaclemys terrapin pileata is the source of this 4328-nucleotide messenger RNA. RefSeq names its product receptor interacting serine/threonine kinase 2 (gene RIPK2). Lineage: Eukaryota; Metazoa; Chordata; Testudines; Emydidae. The transcript has 11 exons. Gene Ontology annotation, molecular function: protein tyrosine kinase activity; ATP binding; JUN kinase kinase kinase activity. Gene Ontology annotation, biological process: protein phosphorylation; positive regulation of canonical NF-kappaB signal transduction; regulation of apoptotic process. The coding region runs from base 254 to 1945 and encodes 563 amino acids. The record is from RefSeq and is a predicted model, not a curated record.
AGGCGAGGCCGGCCAGGGGGCGCUCGGGACACGUCCCCGCGCCCUUUGCCGGUGCGUGGGGGUAGGGAGAGGCCGGAGCCAGCCAGCCCGGAACCCGGCUUCCUGCGAGUCCCUCUGGCGGCGUCCCGGAGCCAGCCAACCCGGAACCCGGCUUCCUGCGAGUCCUUCUGGCGGCCGCCCGGAGCCGCCUCCCAGCCCUAGUCAGCGGGGCAGCAGCCGGGUCGUGUCGGCGGCCGCGGGGCCUGGCGCCACGAUGAGCAGCGGGGUCGGCGGCGGCGGCUCGUCCCGCAGCAUUAACUGCGCGCUGCCCACCAUCCCCUCCAGCAAGCUGCCCGACCUGUGCUUCCUCAGCCGGGGCGCCUACGGCACCGUGUCCUCGGCGCGCCACGCCGACUGGAGGGUCCCGGUGGCCGUCAAGUGCCUGCAGGGGCCGCUGCUAGACAGUGAAAGAACCAAUCUCUUAAAAGAAGCAGAGAUUUUACACAAAGCCAGGUUCAGUUACAUUCUACCAAUUUUGGGAAUUUGCAAUGAGCCUGAAUUUCUGGGAAUAGUGACUGAAUACAUGACAAAUGGCUCAUUAAACCAACUUUUGCAUGGGAAAAAUGCGUAUCCUGACAUUGCAUGGUCACUACGAUUCCGUAUUCUGUAUGAAAUUGCUUUGGGAGUGAAUUAUCUGCACAAUAUGAGUCCUCCAUUGCUGCACCAUGAUUUGAAGACCCAGAAUAUUUUACUGGAUAGCGAGUUUCAUGUUAAGAUUGCGGAUUUUGGUUUAUCGAAAUGGCGCAUGGUGUCCACAUCACAAUCACGAGGUGACAAAUCUCUGCCAGAGGGAGGGACUAUUAUCUACAUGCCACCUGAAGACUAUAAUCCCAAUCAGAAAACCCGUGCAAGUGUAAAGCAUGAUAUAUACAGCUAUGCCAUUAUUAUGUGGGAAGUAAUGUCAAGAAAACAGCCCUUUGAAGAAGUUAUAAACCCCUUGCAGAUUAUGUAUAGUGUGUCACAAGGAAAGCGACCAGACACUAGUGAAGAAACUUUAUCAAUGGACAUACCCCACCGAGUGCUGAUAGUAACAUUAAUGGCAAGUGGAUGGGCACAAAAUCCAGAUGAAAGACCUUCUUUUUCAAAAUGCUUAAUAGAUCUUGAACCAGUGUUGAGAACAUUUGAUGAGAUAUCUAUGCUUGAAGCAGUAGUUCUCUUAAAGAGAGAUAAGUCAAAAUAUGAGUCUCAAUGUAUUCGCUUCAGUCACAAGACAUCCGAUGUGGAGCUGACAUCUGUAAAUAUACCUCUGAAUCUUAGUCCACAGGAGGAAACACGUGCUCCCUUCCUACAAAGUGGUGCACUCCCGCUCCGGAGCAUGUCACCUGAAUUACCAAGACUCAAGUCUAUACCAAAGUAUAAUAUCCUCUCAACAGGUAAAGACAACAGUUCUGAAGGACCGUGCUCUCUUGUUAGCAUGGAUGAAAAUAUCUCUCCAGCCCAGAGUGCUAAAUUGUAUGUGCCCUACCACAGCUACCCUUCCUCAUUUGGUGCAGAUUGUUCAGACGCAUCAAAUCCUAUGACACACAUGCUGCAGUCAUCAGCACUUACCCCAGGUUUUGCUGUGGAAUCCAUGCAACAGGAUGUAGCUCACCAGUGGAUCCAAAUUAGGAGAGAGGACAUUGUCAGCCAGAUGACUGAAGCAUGUCUGAACCAGUCUCUGGAUGCCCUCCUAUCAAGGGAUUUAAUCAUGAAAGAAGACUAUGAACUUAUCAGCACCAAACCUACGAGGACGUCAAAAGUCCGACAACUGCUUGAUACUACUGACAGCCAAGGAGAGGAGUUUGCUAAAGUUAUAAUACAAAAGUUGAAAGACAAUAAACAGAUGGGCCUUCAGCCUUACCCAGAUUUAUCAUCUGCUUCUAAGACUGCAUCUUUAAAUUUAUCAUAUCAGUAUAAAGCCAUGUAAAUGUUUCCUUACAAGUAGGUUUCUGUUUCUGAAAGGUUACUUUAUAUCUGUAUUGCUUUGGUCUUUAUUGCACUUAUGUAAGUCUGGUAAGCGAAAGAAUUAGAUGUAACUAAGGUUACAUUGUAAGGUUAAAACUAGUCAUUUUGAAGAGCAACUGGAAAGACAUACACUCUAAUGAAGUAUUUGAAAGUAUUUUUAUUAUACAUAAAAAGAGAAAAUGUUCCCUAUUCUCUAUUUUAAAUAAUCAUAAUUAUUCCAUUUAUAAAAAUCCUUUAAGUUGUAACUGUCUUCAAAUGAUGGGGAUGCUGCUCACUCACUAUCGUGGUAGGAUUGAUAUAAAAGGAAAAAACCCUACAACCAACCCUGUAGAGUUCUGCCAAUGUUCAUUUCUGUUGUAAGCUAUUUUCACAUUACCCUUCUGGGUAGAUUUGUUCCUUCCUAAAGAACACUAAGACUGCCAUAUGCCUGUAUUUAGAUUUUAAUUUUGUCUCUUCACUCAAGUAGUAAACCUAAUGAUACAAGACCUGCACCUGCUCCCAUUUCAGUCAAAGGGAGUGUGAUGGGAUCCACAGACCAGCAUGUGAUCUGGUAGAACGUUGCUGUCUAACUCAUCUCUUGCCUCCACAAACUUGACACAAAAUCACAUGUGAAAUGUAAAAUGUUGCAUUUGAUCCAUCAAGCUUCUAAUUCCAGUUUAUUUUUAACGUCUACAUGACCUGCAGUAAGCACUGAUUUUAUGUGGUGUAUAAUGAUCAAGCUGCCCAGGUGGGUUAGCAGUAACACAAUAAACGCACAUGACCUCCUUUGACACAAAAGCACUGAGAGUGCUGCAGAGCUAGUGUACUUACUUCCUGGAGGAAAAGUGUUGUGUGCUGAUCUGUAGCAAUCCCCUCUAUCAGCACUGAAAAUAGUGGUGUUCAGCACUUCUAUAGCUGAGAGGGCAGCUCCAGUCAGGCCAAUGGGGAUGUGCGGGUUGGGAGUGGGGCAGAAUUCUGUGCUUGCCUGAGGCUUUCAGUUUGGUGGGCAAUACCCCUUUCUUAUCCCCUCUCUCCCUCCAGACUACCCCCUUGGUGUUCCGCCUUUCUUGUUUGAGGGACAGCCAUUGUUGAGAGAGAAGUCUGAGAGGAGGAAUCUGAUUUUGUUUUAAUUCUCUUUAGCACAUUUAAUACAGUAUGAAUGGUUAUAAAUCCGAUUUAUAGCUUUUUAAUUUUCUUGGAUGCAGCACAUACACACCAUCUACAUUUUACAGCAGUAAGAAUUUGAGUUGUUCGGUUAUGCUGUGCACUGAAUGCCAUUGGCAUUAAUAAGAAUUUUGCAAUUGAAAAUCCCACCUCCCCCUCCAAGAAGGUUACAAACAUCAUGAGUAAUUUACUGCCCUUGUCAUAAAAGCCAAAUCAAUGAAGAAUCCAAAUUAUUGAUACUUGGAAAAUCUUGGAGGAUGAGCUAGGGCCUGACCCAUUUCAAAAUAGUUCAAGGUUUAAAUUGUGCGUUACUGCUUGCCUAUGUGUUUAAACAUGGCAGUGAUAUUUUAGUAUCUGUCUUAACUUCUUUUGUGAACUGAGUCACCAGAAUGUGAUCUAUAAUUUACUGUAAACUUUUGCAGACUUUACUAGCUAAAUUCACGUUUUUGCAGUAAAUUGGAAUUUUGCAUUUCAGCCCUGUUUCUGUGCAGAUAUUUAAACUUGUUACUAAUGUAAAAGUUCUGACUGGGGCACCAAUAGCACCUAAUGGGACAAUGCCAAGCUCCAGUGCGUAUACUUUUUAUAGAAUAGAUUUGAAGAUGACUGAUGGAAUAUGGCAUAGUGAGCUGUGCCAGUCUUGCUAGUGAUGCCAGACCUACAUAAUGUCCCUACAAUGUGCUUUUUUUUUAAAUGCAAGACUGUUGCACCAAUAAAUAAUUGCAAAUCCUCUUCCUUUAGGCUCAUCCUAUACUAUAAAAUUGUCAUAGGGCCCAGCAGCACUUCAGACAUGAAGAUGAGCAGUGCCAAAGAUCUAGACAAAUCAGUAAUUGACUGUACCAGACAUGCUGCUUGCAAAUUUGAGAGCAAAAUUGAAGACGGCGCUAAAUGAUAAUGAGUAAAUCGGAAGUGGACUGGAACAGUACAGUGAGAAAAGAAAUAUUGUAACCAUAGGUUUCACCUGCAUGCCUGGAUAUUGCUUCCAUUUUUCCAUCCCCAACUCCUUCCCAUUAAUUCAUUAAUGGUUUUACCCCUGGGUCUCAGUCUCGCCCUCUGAAAUGAUGCAGGAUGUCUUUAUUUUUAUCAAAUAAAUGUAAUGAAUGGGCAUUGCUAAAUAUAUGGUAGAAACAGUGUCUGCUUAUGGGAUUGGGUUCUCUUGUGGUACACUAAUACAAGGAGUACCUUAAUAAAAAGGCUGAAAUUUU